AUGGAGAAAUAAAAAAGAAAAAAACAUGGAGCACAUAAUGAAUCUAAGAGUUUAUGGAAUUAUACACUAUCUCCAGGUUGGUCUUAAGAAGAAGUCAAAAUUCUAAAACUUGCAUUACAAAAAUUUGGCAUUGGAAAAUGGAGAAGUAUAAUCUAAUCAGAAUGUUUACCAGAUAAAUCUAUUGGUUAAAUUUACAUUUAAACUUAAAGAAUGCUUGGAUAAUAAUCUUUAGGAGAUUUUAUGGGUUUUAACUUUUAUCAUAUUAAAAUAGGAUUGUAGAUUGAUUUAGAAAAGGUUUGGAUAGAUAAUAAUUAAAAAAAAGGAGUAAUGAGAAAGAAUGGAUGUGUUAUAAAUACUGGUGAUAAUCCUAAUAAAGAAGAAAGAAAGUAAAGAAUUGAAGAAAAUAGAUAAAAGUAUUCAAUAUCUUAGGAGGAAGUAAAUAUAAAUGUUAAUUAUAUGAGAUUAAUAAAAUAAAAUUACCAAGAUUUAAGAAUGAUUGUGUAGCUAAAUAUUUUACAAUUUAAGAAAUUGAAAAUGAUUAAUUUACAACAAUAGAAAAAUUAUAACAUUUCUUUAAUCUAGAAAUUGAAAUAGAUAAAAAACUCAAAAAAAUUUAGCUUGUAAAAUUCAAUUAAAAUGUUAACAUUAAUGGCAAUCAUAAUCAAAAUAAUCACUAUGAAGAAUAAAAAUGA
Paramecium sonneborni is the source of this 692-nucleotide messenger RNA. Lineage: Eukaryota; Ciliophora; Oligohymenophorea; Peniculida; Parameciidae. The record is from the annotation of a GenBank genome assembly.